This is a messenger RNA of Paramecium pentaurelia, 1027 nucleotides long. Lineage: Eukaryota; Ciliophora; Oligohymenophorea; Peniculida; Parameciidae. The record is from the annotation of a GenBank genome assembly.
AUGAAAACAAAUAGAGAAAUUCUAGACUGGUUGAAUAAAUGCAAAUGUGGAAAAUUGGAACUAAAGAAACAUUUAAAUACUAUAGAAUAAAUAAAAGUAUACUACAUUUAAAAUUUGAUUAAAAGUUAGACAUGAUGAUGAGUAAUCAAAAAGUAUAAACUUUGAAAUCUGUUUCAUCUUCUAAGAUGAAUCCAGAUUGUCAGACUGCUGAAUCAGUAUAUGAAGAUAAAAGAUAACAUAGUCUAAUAUAAUAUGGCAAUUAAUCUGAUGAUUAAGAUUACAGAUAUUUUAUUAGUAAAAAUAAUUAUUACGAUACUCAUCAAAUUUAGAAUUAGCGAUCCAUAAAAAAACCUAUAUUAUAAGAAUUUUCUGGUAAAUAAGAUUCUGAUACUAUUGAUGAUAUAUUUAAAUUGUCAUUAACAGAUUAAUCAAUUUCUUAAUAGUAGUUUAGUUCAAAUUAAGAUUUUUAUGAAUCUAUAAAAUAAAAGUAAUAAUAAGGAAUUAAUAAUAAUAAUGAUUAAGUCUAUUAUAAUACCUAAUAGAGUAUUAAGAAUUUUGAAAUGUAUUAAGAAAAUUGUUUAAAAACUUCACUAUGUCAAUUAGAUAAAAGAAUAUAAUAAAUUUAACAAUAAGAAAUUGAUAAAUGUUAUCAAAAUGAAAACAAGACAUUUGAUUAAUAUUACUAAGAAUAUGUAACAGAUGAAAUAUCUAAUAUAUAACAUGAAAUUUAAGAAAUGCAAAAGUAUAAAUUUUAAGAAAAUAUGUUUAAAGAUUUUUGAAAAGAAUUUAAACAGCAAAAGACAAAUUGACCAGCAGUGUCUAAGAUUUGAGUUAUCAAAAUAGUUAAAGAUCCAUGUAAAAAUUGAAUCAAGAUUUGGAUAUCAUAUAAACUUUAAGAAAUAAUAUGCAAAAUUAAUUAUAAAACAAUGUAGAUGGUGAUAAAUUGUUAAGAUUGAGAUUGAUGAAAUAAUAGAUAUAGGAAUGCUUUAAUGAUAUAGAAGAAGAGAUAUUUAAGUUAAGUAAAUGA